This is a messenger RNA of Mus caroli (Ryukyu mouse), 2423 nucleotides long. It is a transcript of the gene Zic5, whose product is annotated as Zic family zinc finger 5. Gene Ontology annotation, cellular component: nucleus. Gene Ontology annotation, molecular function: RNA polymerase II cis-regulatory region sequence-specific DNA binding; DNA-binding transcription factor activity, RNA polymerase II-specific. Gene Ontology annotation, biological process: regulation of transcription by RNA polymerase II. The record is from RefSeq and is a predicted model, not a curated record. Lineage: Eukaryota; Metazoa; Chordata; Mammalia; Rodentia; Muridae.
AAGGGGCACGAAGGGAAAGCACAGGCGGUGUGGUACACGGGGGCGGUUUCCCGCUGGGCCCAGAGCCUGAACCAGAGCCAAUCGCGCAGCCGAGGCAGCUGCCAAUCACACGACUCCCUCCAAUCCCACCCGAGCCAUUUCCAAAAACUCGGUCCCACUGUGCAGCUCAAAUGUGGUGUUCACUCUGCCAAUCGCUGGAGGAUAGAGUGGGGACAAGAAUAAGCAGUUAGGAGGCCCGGACACAAGAAGUUAAAGAGCCCCUAAUAUAUACAUGUUUUUGAAGGCGGGCAGAGGGGGAAAAAGUCCCCCCAGUGAGGGUCUAUGGGCCUGAUUGUAUAGUUAUGAUGGAGCCCCCUUUGAGCAAGAGGAACCCGCCAGCGCUGAGAUUAGCGGAUUUGGCAACGGCUCAGGCCCAACAGCUUCAGAAUAUGACAGGCUUCCCGGUGCUGGUCGGCCCGCCCGCCCACUCCCAACGCCGCGCGGUCGCCAUGCACCUCCACCCGCGGGACCUAGGCACUGACCCCGGCGUGGCCAGCACUGCGCUCGGACCCGAGCACAUGGCACAGGCCAGCGGGCAGGACCCCUGCCCUCCCUCCCAGGGGCUCCCCAGGCUGUCCCAGGCUCCCGCACCAGCCGCCCGCUCCGUGGCCUCAGGGACUCACCCGGGCGCCCGCACCCACCCCGACGGCGGGGGCAGCAGUGGCGCGCAGGCCUCGGCGCCCCCGCCUCCAGCCCCUCCUCUUCCUCCCUCCCAGUCCUCCUCUCCCCCUCCCCCGCCUCCUCCUCCUCCUGCCCUCUCGGGCUACACUGCCACCAACAGUGGCGGCGGCGGCAGCAGCGGCAAAGGCCACAGCAGGGACUUCGUCCUCCGGAGGGACCUUUCCGCCACGGCCCCCGCGGCGGCCAUGCACGGGGCCCCGCUCGGAGGGGAGCAGCGGUCCGGCAGCAGCUCCCCCCAGCACCCGACCCCGCCUCCCCACCCGGCCGGGAUGUUCAUCUCGGCCAGCGGCACCUACGCGGGCCGGGACGGCGGCGGCUCCGCGCUCUUUCCCGCGCUGCACGACUCUCCCGGGGCUCCCGGUGGCCACCCGCUAAACGGCCAGAUGCGCCUGGGGCUGGCGGCCGCCGCGGCGGCUGCGGCCGAGCUGUACGGCCGCGCCGAACCACCCUUCGCUCCGCGCUCAGGGGACGCGCAUUACGGGGCGGUGGCGGCCGCCGCGGCCGCCGCCCUGCACGGCUACGGAGCCGUGAACUUAAACCUGAACCUGGCUGCCGCAGCGGCGGCCGCAGCGGCCGCGGGGCCCGGGCCCCACCUGCAACACCACGCGCCGCCCCCGGCGCCACCGCCGGCGCCCGCGCCGCACCCGCACCACCCCCACCUCCCGGGGGCGGCCGGGGCCUUCCUGCGCUACAUGCGGCAGCCAAUCAAGCGGGAGCUCAUCUGCAAGUGGCUGGACCCAGAGGAGCUGGCCGGUCCGCCGGCGCCCGCGGACAGCGGCGUCAAGCCCUGCUCCAAAACUUUCGGCACCAUGCACGAGCUGGUGAACCACGUCACAGUGGAGCACGUGGGCGGCCCGGAGCAGAGCAGCCACAUCUGCUUUUGGGAGGACUGUCCGCGCGAGGGCAAGCCCUUCAAGGCCAAGUACAAGCUCAUCAACCACAUCCGCGUGCACACCGGCGAGAAGCCCUUCCCCUGCCCGUUCCCGGGCUGCGGCAAGGUCUUCGCGCGCUCCGAGAACCUCAAGAUCCACAAGCGCACUCAUACAGGGGAAAAGCCUUUCAAAUGUGAAUUUGAUGGUUGUGAUAGGAAGUUUGCCAAUAGCAGCGAUCGAAAGAAACACUCCCAUGUCCACACCAGCGACAAGCCCUACUACUGUAAGAUUCGAGGCUGUGAUAAAUCGUACACCCACCCAAGCUCUCUGAGGAAGCACAUGAAGAUUCACUGCAAGUCCCCCCCACCUUCGCCUGGAGCUCUUGGCUACUCAUCGGUGGGGACUCCCGUGGGUGACCCUUUGUCCCCUGUGCUGGACCCAACCAGGAGUCGAUCCAGCACUCUGUCCCCUCAGGUGACCAACCUCAAUGAGUGGUAUGUUUGCCAGGCCAGCGGGGCCCCCAGCCAUCUCCACACACCUUCCAGCAAUGGAACCACCUCUGAGUCUGAAGAUGAGGAAAUGUAUGGGAACCCUGAAGUCAUGCGGACGAUACAUUAGAAUUAUUAUUAAUAAGUGAGGUAGUAAGUGGGAGUCCUUGGACCAUGUCCUAACCUGAAACAAUGCUGAGCCUGAGACAAACUGGUGACUCAGACUUGCCACCGGGUCUAAUUAGCCCUAUUUAUUCAGUAUGAAACCCUAUGGUGUUUGUACAUUUAAUUAAUUUAAUUAAGAUAUUUGGUUGUGGGUUGGUUUUUUUGUUUUGUUUUGUUU